This is a messenger RNA of Mesocricetus auratus (golden hamster), 6619 nucleotides long. RefSeq names its product interferon induced with helicase C domain 1 (gene Ifih1). The record is from RefSeq and is a predicted model, not a curated record. Gene Ontology annotation, molecular function: hydrolase activity; DNA binding; ATP binding. Lineage: Eukaryota; Metazoa; Chordata; Mammalia; Rodentia; Cricetidae. Bases 325 to 3393 code for a protein of 1022 amino acids. Gene Ontology annotation, biological process: innate immune response; response to virus; positive regulation of interferon-beta production. The transcript has 16 exons. Gene Ontology annotation, cellular component: cytoplasm.
UAGUGAGUCCGGAGAAGAGAAUCAAAACCGAAACCAACCCUGCAACUCCUAUGAUCCGUGCGUGGGUGGAGGACCGCGCUCAAAGCUCCUGCGAGGGUGAGCAGCACUAUUGUAGCCCAGUGCAGUGCGAGUGGUCCGGAGUCUACACCCGCCUGCAAGAGCGUUCCUGGCCCACCUGCCACCUGCCCGGUGCCACCGAUCGAUCCAGGGUUCGGAGGCCACCUGGCACCAGCUGCUCUCAGGCGGCGUAGGCGGAGACCCACUCCCACCUGUAGAUCGUCCGCUCGCCCGGGAGACUCCUCUCCCGUUCCCUGAGAACCAAGGAUGUCGACUGUCUGUUCAACAGAGGACAGCUUCCGCUAUCUCAUCUCCAUCUUCAGCAGUAGGUUGAAAAGGUACUUUGAGGUGGAACCGGUGCUGGACUACUUGAUCUUUCUGCCCGCAGAAACCAAAGAGCAGGUUCUGAAGAAGGCAGCCACCUGUGGGAACACCAGCGCUGCAGAACUGCUGCUGAGCACUUUGGAGAAGGGGGAGUGGCCGCCCGGCUGGACGCAGAUGUUCUUGGAGGCCCUGGAGCACAGUGGCAGCCACCUAGCCGCGCGCUACGUCAGACUCACCGAUCUGCCCUCUCCCUCCUCUGAGACCGCCCAUGAUGAAUGCCUCCACCUGCUGAAUCUCCUUCAGCCCACUCUGGUGGACAAGCUCCUGAUUAACGACGUCUUGGAUACUUGCGUGGAGAAGGGACUGUUGACACCUGAGGAUAGAAAUCGGAUUUCUGCUGCGGGAAAUGCUGGGAAUGAGUCAGGCGUAAGAGAGCUGUUGAGAAGGAUUGUGCACAAAGAAAACUGGUUUUCUACCUUCCUGGAUGUUCUUCGCCAAACCGGAAAUGAUGUGCUCUACCAGGAGCUAACAGGUGCUGGCUGCCCGGAAGACAUUGCAGAGUUGGAGAAUUCAUCUCAGGAAGAUGGACCUGAAGCUCAUGAGUCUAUUCUGUGUGCUCUAGAUGAGUCAAGUCUGGAGACAGAGGCUGGGGACACAGAGAAUUCUUCACCGGAGACCUCCUUUGCAGACUGCUCUGUGACCACAGAAUCAGACACAAGUUUGGCAGCAGGGAGUGUCAGCUGCUUAGGCGAAAGUCUUGGACAUAACAGCAACAUGGGCAGCGAUUCAGGCAUCGUGGGAAGUGAUUCAGAUGAAAGAGCAGGGACACAAAGAGCAUCCCCGGAGCCAGAACUGCAGCUCAGACCUUACCAAAUGGAAGUGGCCCAACCAGCUUUGGAAGGGAAGAAUAUUAUUAUCUGCCUUCCCACGGGGAGUGGGAAGACCAGAGUGGCUGUUUACAUCACCAAAGAUCACUUAGACAAGAAGAAGCAGGCCUCUGAGUCCGGGAAGGUUAUGGUCCUUGUCAAUAAGGUGAUGUUAGCCGAACAACUUUUCCGCAAAGAGUUCAACCCAUUUUUGAAGAAAUGGUAUCGCAUUAUUGGAUUAAGUGGCGAUACCCAGCUGAAAAUAUCAUUUCCAGAAGUUGUCAAAUCUUACGAUGUUAUCAUCAGCACAGCUCAGAUCCUGGAGAAUGCCCUCUUAAAUCUGGAGAGUGGAGAAGAUGAUGGUGUGCAGCUGUCAGAUUUUUCCCUCAUUAUCAUUGAUGAAUGUCAUCACACCAAUAAGGAGGCAGUAUACAACAAUAUCAUGAGGCGGUAUUUGAAGCAGAAGUUGAAGAACAACAGCCUUAAGAAAGAAAACAAACCAGUAGUUCACCUGCCGCAGAUUCUAGGACUGACAGCUUCACCGGGUGUUGGAGGAGCCAAAAAGCAAGCUGAGGCUGAUAAACAUAUUUUAAAUAUAUGUGCCAAUCUUGAUGCAUUUACCAUUAAAACAGUGAAGGAGAAUCUUGGUCAACUUAAACACCAAAUAAAGGAGCCAUGCAAGAAGUUUGUGAUUGCUGAUGACACCAGAGAAGAUCCAUUUAAAGAGAAACUUCUGGAAAUUAUGACAAGCAUCCAAACUUACUGCCAAAUGAGCCCAAUGUCAGAUUUUGGAACCCAGCAUUAUGAGCAAUGGGCCAUUCAAAUGGAAAAAAAAGCCGCUAAAGAUGGAAAUCGCAAAGACCGCGUCUGUGCAGAACAUUUGAGGAAGUACAACGAAGCCCUCCAAAUCAACGACACGAUCCGAAUGAUUGACGCAUACAACCACCUGGAAGCUUUCUACAGCGAUGAGAAAGAAAAGAAGUUCGCAGUCCUAGAGGACAGCGAUGAGAGUGAAGACGAUGCUAGCGGUUACGAUGAUGAACUUAAGGGCAAUGUAAAGAAAUCUUUGAAACUGGACGACACAGACGAAUUUCUCAUGAACUUAUUCUUUGAUAACAAGAAAAUGUUGAGAAAAUUAGCUGAAAACCCAAAAUAUGAAAAUGAAAAACUCAUUAAAUUAAGAAAAACUAUAUUGGAACAAUUCACAAAGACUGAGGAAUCAUCUCGAGGAAUAAUUUUCACAAAAACGCGUCAGAGUACCUAUGCACUUUCCCAGUGGAUUACGGAAAAUGAAAAGUUUGCAGAGGUUGGAGUCAAAGCACAUCAUCUGAUUGGAGCAGGACACAGCAGUGAAGUCAAGCCCAUGACACAGAAUGAACAAAAAGAAGUCAUUAGUAAAUUUCGCACUGGAAAAAUAAAUCUGCUGAUCGCUACUACAGUGGCAGAGGAAGGCCUGGAUAUCAAAGAAUGCAAUAUCGUUAUCCGUUACGGUCUUGUCACUAAUGAAAUAGCCAUGGUCCAGGCCCGUGGUCGAGCCAGAGCUGAUGAAAGCACCUAUGUCCUGGUUACCAGCAGUGGUUCUGGAGUUACGGAACGGGAGAUUGUUAAUGAUUUCCGAGAGAAGAUGAUGUAUAAAGCUAUAAACCGGGUUCAAAAUAUGAAGCCAGAGGAGUAUGCACGUGAGAUUUUGAAAUUACAGGUACAAAGUAUCUUGGAAAAGAAAAUGAAAGUCAAAAGAAGUAUUGCAAAGCAUUACAAUAACAAUCCGUCAUUAAUAACACUACUCUGCAAAAAUUGUAAUAUGUUAGUCUGCUCAGGAGAAAACAUCCACGUAAUUGAGAAGAUGCAUCAUGUCAACAUGACACCAGAAUUCAAGAGACUCUACAUUGUAAGAGAAAACAAAGCGCUGCAAAAGAAAUUUGCUGAUUAUCAAGCAAAUGGAGAGAUUAUCUGCAAAUGUGGCCAGGCUUGGGGAACAAUGAUGGUACACAAAGGUUUAGAUUUGCCUUGUCUCAAAAUAAAGAAUUUUGUAGUGGAUUUCAAAAAUAACUCAUCAAGAAAACAAUAUAAGAAGUGGGUGGAAUUGCCUAUCAGAUUUCCUGAUCUUGAUUGCUCAGAAUAUUGCUUGGAUAGUGAUGAAGACUAGAUCUUGAUUCAUGAUUAUUUUAAAAUGUUGCCAACUCAAAAUUUAGUAUGAUUUUGAUUGAUGUUUUCAUUACACCACUGAACUAAUACCAGAAUAUAUAAAUGAUGGUUUUGUUUUGCUUUAAUUUAUGUAAAGGACACAAAGCACACUUCUUACUGGUUGUAAAUGAAAUUGCUAAUCUAAAUCGUCAAUUUCCUGAGAUCUAGAAUCACCUGGGAGAUGGGCUUCUAACAAAUGCGCAUAAGGGAUUUCUUAGGUUAACUAAAGUAGGAAGACCUGCCCACUGUCGGGGCUCCCAUUCUCCAGGCUUGAGUCCUGCACUGUAUGUAACUGAGAAAACUAGAGGAGCCCACAUUUGCACUGGUAAUUCUGCUUCUUGACUGUGAAACACAAUGUGACAAGCUACCCCAAGCUCUCGCCAUAGUAAUGGAUUAUAACCUUGAAUUGGGAGCUACAAGAAAUCCUUCCUUCCCAAGUUAUUUUGAUGGGGCAUUUUUAUCAUAGUAACAGAAAAGUAAUUAAAACAGUAGGGAUAAAGAAAAAUCUACCAAUAAUAUCCAUUAGUGUAGACUAUUGUGGAAAGUGCUGGAAUAUAAAUGAGAAUCUAAUAUACUAAUCCCAGCCAGUUCUAUCACUAAUUGCUGUGGAGUAUUAUUUUAACUGGGCAAGGAUGUGUUAUCUUUGUUUACACUGUGGGAUAUUACUUUAACUGUGUAAAGAUGUGUUACUUUUGUUUAUGGUGCUUUUGUUUAAUUAUGUAAGGAUGUGUUGCAUUUGUUUCACCUUGCUGCCUAAAGCACCAGAUUGGUCUAAUAAAGAGCUACUUGACCAAUAGCUAGGCGGGAGAAUAGAUCGGCAGGGCUAUCAGGCAGAGAGAAUAAACAGGAGGCUCUGGAGCAGGAAGAAUGAGAAAAGAAAGAGGAGAAAAAGAGGGACAUCCAUACUCAGGGCAAGAAGCGGGGCAGCCACCAGCCAGCCAGACGCAGAGAAGCAGUGAGAGUAAGAUAUACAGAAGAAAGGCGAUUAGCCUGAGGCAAAAGGUAGAUCAAGAGAAACAGGUGAAUUUAAGUUAAAAGAGCUAGCCAGAAAAGAGAUAUGCUAAGUCCAAGCAAUCAAAGCCAAUAAGUCUCCGUGUCAUGAUUUGAGAGCAGGUCGGUGACCCAAAAGAAAAAAGUCUGGUACAACUGAUUUUCAGUUUUGUUCAGAUUUAUUUUAUGUAUAUGUGGGUUUGGCAUGCAUGUGUGUAGGUAUGUGCACCAUAUGCAUGCCUGGUGCCUCUGGCGGUCAGAAGGCACCAGCUUGCCUAAAACUAGAAUUCUGGGUGGCUGUUAGCCACAGGUGGGUGAUAGGAAUCAGAUGUGGCCCUUCACAAGAGCAAGUACUCUUAACCACUAAGCCAUUUCUCCGCCUCUCAUCCUCACAAUCAAAUUCCCCUCCUCUGUUCACCCUUCUUCACCGGCUCCCCGUAAGGGAAGUGCUGAUUACACUGUCUGCUCUGCUCUUACUAGCUUGCUGUUCUUGUACAACAAAGGGACAUGUUUCAUGGAUUUAUACACACCCAUUUAUUAUAGCAGCUGCUUUGUAGGUCAGGCGUCUAGAUGGAGUUUUCUCACAAGGCCAAAAUCAAGGUUUCGGCCAGACUGUUCUCAUCCAGAGGCCUUCAAGGAAGAAUCUACUUCCUUGCUCACUCAGAAUUUGUUUCCUUGUAGCUGUCUGGCUAGGAUUUCUGCUUUCUUGUUACAUUUCCACCAGGAAUUGCUCUCAUAUCCCAGGAAUGCUUUAUUCUGUGAUCUCUUCAGGAACCCGCCCCAGCACGUAUCAUGUGUUUCUUCAGGGCCAGCAGGACAAACUCUCAAAGCUGCUAAGGAAUCUCAAGCAAGUUAACUAGAGUAACAGGGACGUGAUACAUUACAUUUUGAGUUAGGCAUCUUAUUGAUAGGCAGGUGUGAUAGGCAAUCUCACUUGUCCAUUUGAUAAGAUCUAAAGUCAUUUGGGGUAAGAUCCUCUGCGCAUGCCUGUCUAUCCUUUGUGGCCAACAGGUCAUGCCCACACUCAAAGCAAGGAGAUGGUUUAAGAUAUGGUGCAUGAACUGACAUAAUUUUGGAAGGAAUCUUGGGGGUCAUUUUAGAAUUUUACCAUCACCCCAUUUGUUCCUUUUUUGCUAAUGUAAUGUAUAUUCAUAGGCAAGCACUUGGACAAACAAGAAGCACCAUAUAGUAAACAGUGUUACUAAAUGCAGCAGCAAGCAGUGUCAGGUCUGUUUCCUCAGCCUUCGCUUCUGCAAAUACAGUACCAUCCUGGAAUGCGACCUAAUCACAGAGUAGUGGCCAAAUUGAGAGCAGUUCUAAUGCAUGUAAGAUUAUCAGUGUUCACGGACAGAGUAGCUUGGAGUCGUUCCAGCCUUUGCAUGGGAUCCAGGAGGGAACUGAUGUCGAAGGCUUAGUGUGUUAAUGAAGAAUAAAAGCUUUCCACAUUCUGGCUUGAAGAGUAACAACCCUGGAGAGUGAUACAAUAAAUAUGUUAUUUGGAGAUGGAUCAGGGUCAGCUGUCUUCACUGCAGGGCCUGCACCCAGCAGUAAUGGAGCCUCUCCAUUGUCACAGAAGAGCCUUGAUUAGAGACCAUAACUUCAACCAGCCAUGUGAACUGACACCAAGUCUCAUGGAUGGCUUGCUCCACAGAAACAACUACCUCUGGUGAAGAAGACAAUGAAGACAGAAUUCAUUUGUGGUUUUGAUCUAUUAGCUAAUCCCAUAUUAAGAUAUUUUGAAUGUUUUAUUGAUGAGACCUGAGCCAAGAUGAAUAUACUAAUCGAAGCUCUUUGAAAUAUAAAUGCACAAAAGAGAGUUGGUUUUUCUUAAAAUUCCAUAAAAAUUCCACCUGACUUAAAGUAUUUCUCUAUUCUAAAAUGUUUUGUAAACCAUGCAAGAAACCAAAUAUCUAAGACAUCUAAAUGGGUCACUGUAACCUAUAUACUCUGUUUUUGAGGUAUCAACAAAUAUUGGCCUGUAUUUGUCAAUGUUCUCUCUUUUUUUCAAUGAAAGGAGUUGUUACUUGUUUAAAGUUAAAGGUUUAUAUUUCAGGCACACUAUAAUUUAAUAUGUGAUUACAACUGACAACUUAUUUAAAAGCAACUAUAAUUGUUAUUGUGUCUUGAAUAAUUAUUACUAAAUAGUGUAGAAUCCUUAAUAUCAUAACAUUGAUUAAUAAAUGUACCUGUGAGACAAA